GCUAUCAGUAUUGAAUUCGCUUUCCUAACAACCGGACGUUCUGCAAUACAAGAGUUAAUAGUACGGAUAUAUUUGUCGCGUGUGGUCUGCUCUCGUAUAAUAAGUUCUUCAUGCACAUGCAACCAAUAGUGUAACGCAAAUUUUAUGUAGAUAUAGCCGUCGUAAUUUAAUGUGGAUAUUCAGAAAUCGGAGUCUUGCAAUUGGAACAGAAUAAAAAUAAAAAUUCCAAGUUACCGACAAUCUAGUCGUUUAAGCGCAAUUUAUAAGCAACACACACAAUAGAUUUUCUCAAGUGUGCCAUCGCGAUGGCUGCUCCAGCAGCCUGUACGCGUUUCUCCGAUAACUAUGAUAUAAAGGAAGAACUUGGAAAAGGCGCCUUUUCGAUAGUUAAACGAUGUGUCCAAAAGUCAACAGGAUUUGAGUUUGCUGCAAAGAUUAUCAAUACUAAGAAACUUACAGCAAGAGAUUUUCAGAAAUUGGAAAGGGAGGCUCGCAUAUGCCGAAAAUUGCACCAUCCUAACAUUGUUCGAUUACAUGACAGCAUACAGGAGGAGAACUAUCAUUAUCUCGUUUUUGAUCUUGUAACUGGUGGUGAGCUAUUCGAAGAUAUUGUUGCACGUGAAUUUUAUUCAGAGGCUGAUGCAUCACAUUGUAUUCAACAAAUAUUGGAAUCGGUUAAUCACUGCCACCAGAAUGGUGUGGUGCAUCGAGAUCUCAAGCCAGAGAAUUUACUAUUAGCUAGUAAGGCAAAGGGUGCAGCUGUGAAACUCGCUGACUUUGGUCUAGCCAUUGAAGUACAAGGCGAUCAUCAGGCAUGGUUUGGAUUUGCGGGUACUCCGGGUUAUCUAUCACCUGAAGUUUAAAAGGAGCCUUACGGCAAAUCGGUAGAUAUAUGGGCAUGUGGAGUCAUUCUUUACAUUUUGCUUGUGGGUUAUCCACCAUUUUGGGAUGAGGAUCAACAUCGAUUGUACUCACAAAUUAAGGCUGGAGCCUAUGAUUAUCCAUCGCCAGAGUGGGAUACUGUAACACCAGAAGCUAAAAAUUUAAUCAAUCAAAUGCUUACUGUUAAUCCAAAUAAGAGAAUUACUGCAGCUGAAGCCUUGAAACAUCCGUGGAUAUGUCAAAGGGAACGCGUGGCUUCAGUAGUCCAUCGCCAAGAAACAGUUGAUUGUCAAAAAUUCAACGCGCGUCGUAAACUUAAGGGCGCUAUACUAACAACAAUGUUGGCCACUAGGAAUUUUUCAAGUAGAAGCAUGAUAACCAAGAAAGAUGGAUCACAAGUGAAGGAAUCAACUGAUUCAUCUAGCACAACUCUUGAAGACGACGACGUUAAAGCAGCCAGACGACAGGAAAUUAUCAAAAUCACAGAACAAUUGAUUGAGGCAAUCAACAGCGGUGACUUCGAUGGAUAUACUAAAAUAUGUGAUCCACAUCUAACGGCUUUCGAACCAGAGGCAUUAGGCAAUUUAGUCGAAGGAAUUGAUUUCCACAAAUUUUAUUUUGAAAAUGUUCUUGGUAAAAAUUGCAAGGCAAUAAACACUACAAUACUAAAUCCCCAUGUACAUCUGCUAGGAGAGGAAGCGGCUUGCAUUGCCUAUGUAAGGCUUACUCAAUAUAUUGACAAGCAAGGACAUGCACACACUCAUCAGUCGGAAGAGACACGCGUAUGGCAUCGACGUGAUAACAAAUGGCAAAAUGUCCACUUUCAUCGAAGUGCCUCAGGGAAGAUUAGUGGGGCAACGACUUUCGAUUUUUUACCACAGAAAUAGAUUCGUGGCCUAAAUGGAUUAUACGAUAAAAUUCAUUCGACACAAUGAUGAUGUUAUGAACUCUACACUACUUAAAAAUUGUACUGACAAAGGAUCGUCGUAGUGCACAGCUAUCAGCGUUUUGGAGUUAGUCCCUAAUAACACAAAAUAUAAAAAUAAAUAUAUAUAUUGGAGGGGCGAACAUUGUAAGUCAAUAUAAUAUAUUAUUUUUCCCCGGUCCGCGUGACCCUCCAAAUAAACGUGCGUUCCAUUUUCAGCAUGCAUAAGACAGAAAAAAUAAUAAAAUAUACAUACAAAUUUAUAAUUAAAAAAAAUGUCCAAGAAACAUUUGACAAUGAUCUUCAAAUGGGUAAUCACUACUAAUCUAGCACUUUAUGCAAAGCCCUAAUACAGUUUUUGACGUCGCACUCACAAACACAAAGUUACUCACACAGCCAAUCAUUCAUGUAUUUAUAGUUAAUAAAUAGCAGUAACAAAAACUUUCUUUUAAAAAAUCGAUCUCUAUAGUUCCAACUUUGCCUGCAAACAUAACAUAACCUAACAAAUUUACAUUAGUACGUUGUGAAUCUAAAGUUAAAUACUGAUAUAUGUGUGUGUGCACGUUCUUAUAUACAUACACACAUACAUAUACAUAUGAAUUUGUAAGUACUAAUAUGUAUAUUUCAAACUUAAGAAUUUCAUCAUAAUAUAAACAAAUACUUACAUGUUAUAUCCAUUUACGAUUUAAAUUCUAUAAAGUGCAUAUAGGAUAAUCAAAAACGAGUUAAAACAAGGAAACAACACACAGACACACACAAUAAUACAUUCAUUAAUGAUUCUAUUAUGAAUGACAUUUUGCUGACAUUAACUGGCGGCACCUACCUUAGUUAUUUAAGCGUAAUUAAAACAAACGCAUUUUCUGAUUUAACUAUGCAACUAAAUUAUAUGAAAAAGCAAAAAUGAUAAACAAAACAAAACAUGAUAAUGAGACCUAUAGCUAUUUGUUAACAAAACAAUCUAUAAAUAUUUAUAUUAACAAUUUAUUGGUAUGAAAAACAUAUUCAAAAAAAACAAAACAUACAAAUUAGUUAUCUUCAAUAAGGAAAAAGUUGCCCAAAUAACACAACAGAUUAUUUUGUAAUCCCACUCCCAUUCUAUGUCAUCGAUGUGGAUAUAAAUAAACAAGUAAAUUAUUAAAAAAAAUAUUGUGCGAAACAAAAAAAAAUCGAAUAAUAGUUAAAUUAAAAAUUUUAUUAUAAUUACAAUUAUUACAAAAUUAAUUAUUAUCAUCAUCGUUUAUUACAAAUUAAAGAAAAUUAAACUAGAAUAGCAGCAAUACGAAAAAACAAACAUCAUUUGAUGAAUUAUAACACUUCACUCACUCUUGUAAUUUUUUUAAUUUGUUUGUUUGCUUUUAUUUUUGUAGAUGAGUAGUCUAAGUUCCUUUAAUUACUGUGUAUAUCCAAUUAUGUAUUUAUUUUAUAAUAUGCGUGGAGUGUGAAUACAAGUCCAAAACCCCAAAGGCAUGUUACUUGUGCACCAAAUAAUAAAUACAAAGUUAUAGAAAUAUCACACGAAUUUACAACAGCAAAAUGCGUGAAAUUAAAAAACAGACGUUUUUAUUUGUAUAUGCUACAAAAUGAAUUUAAUUUAACUGCACAACUUCGUAAAUUCGGUCGGUAUGUAUAUGUAUGUAUGUGAAUUGAAGUGUUGUAUCUAUAUUUCAAUUUUAUGAAUUUAUUUAUAGUAUAUGCUGUAUCCUCAAUUAUGUUACUCAAAUAAUAUGCAUAGGAUACUUAAGGUCAUUUACUAUACAAUAAUUAUGAACAUACAUAAAUACGUAUUAAAAAUGUGUAUAUAAAUACUCUGGAAUGUCACAAUCUUUUAGUUUCAGGUAAUGUUACGUGUUAAUAUAAAAUUCUUAAUACCACUUAUGCAAAACAAAGGCAGGCAUACAUUUUAAAUUGGAAAAGGAUAUUCUUAACGCUUAACGCUCAACACUGUUAAGCUGUCGGGAAUACAUUUUUAAUAAAAACAAACUAAAAAUGAACAAAACCUAAAUACAAAUUACAAAUACAAAUGAACAAAAAUAAAAACAGAAUACAAAAAUAUUAAAAAUUUUCUAGUUAAUAAAAUGUUUUCUUAAUAAUAUCAAGCCCACAUAUGAGAUAUAUUUAUAAUUGUAAAAUUCAGCUUAAUUACAAAUAAUUAUUUCAAUUCGGCGGGCUGAGCAAAGAACAAUUGUUAAGAACAUAAAACAACAGGUUUGUUAAAAGCCAAACAAAAUUGAUGAUUGCCUACGAAUUCUUUUAUAAAUAAUUGCUGUAGUUGAUAUAUUUAAAGUAAUAUUUCUAAAAGUAUUUGCAAAUAACAUAAUGCCGCAGCUAAUGAUAGUUAAUUCUCAAAAUCAAUAUUUAAAACUCCAUUUAUAAUUUAAAAAAAAACAGAA
This is a messenger RNA of Drosophila sulfurigaster albostrigata, 4197 nucleotides long. It is a transcript of the gene CaMKII, whose product is annotated as calcium/calmodulin-dependent protein kinase type II alpha chain. Gene Ontology annotation, cellular component: cytoplasm; neuron projection. Lineage: Eukaryota; Metazoa; Arthropoda; Insecta; Diptera; Drosophilidae. The record is from RefSeq and is a predicted model, not a curated record. Gene Ontology annotation, molecular function: calmodulin binding; ATP binding; calcium/calmodulin-dependent protein kinase activity. Gene Ontology annotation, biological process: protein phosphorylation.